Messenger RNA from Pan troglodytes (chimpanzee), 1210 nucleotides. It is a transcript of the gene SPATS1, whose product is annotated as spermatogenesis associated serine rich 1. Bases 126 to 1109 code for a protein of 327 amino acids. The record is from RefSeq and is a predicted model, not a curated record. The transcript has 9 exons. Lineage: Eukaryota; Metazoa; Chordata; Mammalia; Primates; Hominidae.
GUUCGGCAGUUCAGUUGCCAGUUGGUUCGUUGGUCCGUGGAGGCCUCUGAGCACAGACCCGGGCCUCCCCUGGGGAAGGGGGUGGGAAGACCCCGAGGUGGAAAAGAAGGAGCACCUUGAGCUGGAUGGGGGGUGCAGCGAGCCUGGUUCGGGCUGGGGGCGGACUCGCUGGGGCUCCCAGGGCUUCCAAACUACGAAACGCCCAGAUGAGUCCAUCCAUGCUCACUGGAAACGGUCCACGGGGCUGCCGUCUCCCCUCCAUCUCAAGCGCGACCUGCGGCAGACAGCUGGAGAAGGUUCCAGAAAAAAGGGACUCUGGCAUGACCGAGGUGGAGAGGACCUACAGUGCUAAUUGCAGUGAUUUUCUGGAAUCUAAGGGAUGUUUUGCCAACACAACACCCUCUGGCAAAAGUGUCAGUUCCUCAUCUUCUGUGGAAACAGGCCCAAGUGUCAGUGAGCCUCCUGGCCUCCCCAGAGUGUCUGCUUACGUAGACACCACUGCUGACUUGGAUCGGAAACUCUCCUUCUCACAUUCUGAUCACUCCUCUGAAAUGUCGUUGCCUGAAGUCCAAAAGGAUAAAUAUCCUGAGGAAUUCAGCCUGCUUAAGUUGCAGACGAAAGAUGGGCAUCGUCCUGAGUGGACAUUUUACCCAAGGUUUAGCAGCAACAUCCACACCUACCACGUCGGAAAGCAGUGCUUCUUUAAUGGAGUCUUCCUCGGCAACAAGAGGUCUCUAUCAGAGAGGACGGUGGACAAGUGCUUUGGGAGAAAGAAAUACGAUAUUGAUCCCAGGAAUGGAAUCCCAAAGUUAACUCCAGGGGACAAUCCAUAUAUGUACCCAGAACAGAGUAAAGGCUUCCACAAAGCAGGAUCAACGCUCCCACCAGUAAAUUUUUCAAUAGUGCCUUAUGAAAAGAAAUUUGAUACAUUUAUUCCACUUGAGCCUCUUCCACAAAUUCCCAACUUGCCUUUCUGGGUGAAGGAGAAGGCCAACAGUUUGAAAAAUGAGAUACAAGAGGUUGAGGAGCUUGACAACUGGCAGCCAGCAGUGCCCUUAAUGCACAUGCUACUCCUUCCUGGUGCUUUGGACUUUCCAAGACAAUCCUGAGCAUAAACAGGCCCACAAAACAUGUGCUGACUGCACUCUGGCGACCCUUUUCCAGUUGUUUUUUGUCAUGUGACUGUUCUAAAUCCAGUGUUUGACCCUUA